Molecule: messenger RNA, 1313 nt
Organism: Sardina pilchardus (European sardine)
Lineage: Eukaryota; Metazoa; Chordata; Actinopteri; Clupeiformes; Clupeidae
Gene: brix1
Product: brix domain containing 2
Exons: 10
Coding region: 19-1059 (346 amino acids)
Biological process (GO): rRNA processing; ribosomal large subunit assembly
Cellular component (GO): nucleolus
Molecular function (GO): rRNA binding
Source: RefSeq, a predicted model, not a curated record
UAGAAUGAGACAGCCAAGAUGUCGGCGCUCAAGAGAAAGCGUGGAGGAAAAGGUGGCGGACCCAAAAAUAAGAAAAAAGUCAAAUUUGCGGAAAAUGGAGAAUCCAACACAAAUGUUACGACGGACCAAGAACAGAAGACUGAAAUCAACAUUCCAGCGCCGGUUUCAAUGGGAAAAUGGAAAAACAAAGAACGCGUUCUGGUCUUUUCUUCGAGAGGUAUCAACUUCAGAACUAGACAUUUAAUGCAGGAUCUAAGGACCAUGAUGCCUCAUGCUAAAGCUGACACUAAAAUGGAUCGAAAAGACAAGCUGUUCGUUGUCAAUGAGGUGUGCGAAAUAAAGAACUGCAACAAGUGCAUAUAUUUUGAGGCAAAGAAAAAGCAAGACCUUUACAUGUGGAUCUCUAAUGUCCCCCAUGGACCCUCAGCCAAAUUUCUGGUUCAGAAUGUGCACACACUUGCAGAGCUGAAAAUGACGGGUAACUGCCUUAAAGGAUCCAGACCACUUCUGUCAUUUGACCCUCAAUUUGACAGUGAACCCCAUUACUCUCUGCUGAAGGAGCUGUUCACUCAGACUUUUUCAACACCUCAGUAUCACCCAAAGAGCCAGCCAUUUGUGGAUCACGUCUUCACAUUCACAAUAGCAGACAACAGAAUAUGGUUCAGGAAUUACCAGAUCAUUGAAGAGGACGCAUCGCUGGUGGAAAUUGGGCCCCGCUUUGUGUUGAAUCUCAUCAAAAUAUUUCAAGGAAGCUUUGGUGGGCCUACACUUUAUGAAAACCCACAUUUCCAGUCCCCUAACAUGCAAAGACGAAUGGUCCGCUUGGCACUGGCCGCUAAGCAUCGGGAGCGUCAGCUUGUGCGGGAGAUUCAGAAGGUCAAGAGGUUGGAAACAAAAGAGGUGCUGAGAGAGGAUGUGACGGAUGAUGUCUUUGACACCCCUGCGCCAGAGAAACCGGUGGAGAUCGAGCUGGAGGCACCCCCUCCCAAGCCGCCCAAGACUGGCAAACUCACGGAACUUAGAAGGAAGACCAGACUGAAGCGCAAGGGUCUACGUUAAAAUGUAUCUGUCAAAAAGAGACUGGUGUGUUUUCUUAUUGCUAAGUUGUUAAAGAUACUGUUGAUGCAGACAGAGAUUUUAUUGGAAAUGUAAGGUAGAUUGUCCUGUGUUCCAAGGGUCUCUGUAUCUGCUGUGUCAAAUUAUGUUCCAAAACUGUUCAAGUGUCCUUUGAUUAAGUGAAUAUAUGCUAUACAAACAUUUUCAUCAACAUGCUCACAUUUAGCUGGUUUUCAAUAAAUUAAACGUUUGACAAG